CAUCAUAUCACUGGUAAAUCGUUGUUUUCGAUGGAGCAGAGUUCGGAUAACAUUUUUCAAGCCAUUGCUGAGCUUGCAUGGUAUUCUUUCCCAUUAAAUAACAAUGUUUUAUCAAAUACACGAAAUUCGUAUUUGUCCUUUCACCGCAGUAUAUUUGCUGUUUAUGGUGCGAUUUCCGCUAAAAUUUCACAGGUGUCACAUGAAGGUUAGCUCUUUCGACAAAUGAAGUUGCAUUGGCAUUACUGUUGCCGUUUGUGGGUGAGGCCCGGGACUUACUAAAC
This is a messenger RNA of Acanthoscelides obtectus, 281 nucleotides long. NCBI's taxonomy places the organism in Eukaryota, Metazoa, Arthropoda, Insecta, Coleoptera, Chrysomelidae. The record is from the annotation of a GenBank genome assembly.